Populus nigra (black poplar) is the source of this 3132-nucleotide messenger RNA. Its product is annotated as scarecrow-like protein 22. The record is from RefSeq and is a predicted model, not a curated record. Gene Ontology annotation, molecular function: sequence-specific DNA binding; DNA-binding transcription factor activity. Bases 547 to 2862 code for a protein of 771 amino acids. Lineage: Eukaryota; Viridiplantae; Streptophyta; Magnoliopsida; Malpighiales; Salicaceae. The transcript has 2 exons. Gene Ontology annotation, biological process: regulation of DNA-templated transcription. Gene Ontology annotation, cellular component: nucleus.
AGAAAAAAUAGAAAAUAAAAUAGAAAGAGAAUGAGAGGAGGGGAGAGGAACACUUUAUUGCCUUUUUUAUGAUGCACGCAUCAAUGGCAGGACACAGAAUGAUGGUACAUUAGUACUGUUGAGACAGAAGGGCUAGAAGAAGUGAAGAAACAAAGAGCAAUUAACCACAACCACAGCCACACAACAAGUACACAGAGAGAGAAAAAAGAGAAAUUCGUAUGGAGUUGAAGAAAGGAGAAAAUUAGAUAAAAAUCAUGGAGCUCACCAAGAGAAAGAGAGGAUUGGUGGGUGGUCAAGAACUAGCGAAAAAAGAUGUUUUGUUGUAAUGGGUGAGUUAAAGAAGAGAGAUUCAUGGCAUGCAAUGAGAUAUGAUAUUGGGUUAAAGAAAUCUGAGUUUAAAAGCAACAACAAAUCUUUCAAAUCUGAGUGUUAGCCCUCUUGAGAGCCAACGCCAUUGAUAGUCCUUUACUUCACCACAACAAAUCUUGGGCCUUUUCUUGAUCUCUCUUCAAACUCUUUUGGCUUCUUAGGUAUUUUAUUAAAGGGAUGCCCUUUCAUUUGCAGGCCAAAGGGGGUGUAGAUAUUGCUGGUUUUGCUUCAAUUUGUUCUCAACAAGAAACUUGGACGCACAGGCAGCAGCAGCAGCAGCAGCAACAACAACCUCUUCAAGUUAAUAGCUUUGCAAGCAAAGAAUCUACCUCAGUUCUUCAUAUGAGAAGAAGUCAAAGCCCACCCACAUCUGUUUCGACUCUCUCUUCCUCCUCAAACGGCGGCGCCGGUGGAAACACCACCAACAUCACGGCAACAGAUAAAGCAGUGAACCCAGUGAGCAAUGAAAGGAAAGAUGAAUGGGCUACAGAGUUGCAGCCAAUCCCAAGUGGACUAGAGUUUGUUUCAUCAGGAGCAAGAUGUGGACUUGGACUAGAAGAUUGGGAGAAUAUGCUGUCAGAGCCGAGCCAAGAACAAUCCCUUUUGAGGUGGAUAGCUGGGGAUGUGGAUGACACACAGUUUGGGCUAAAGCAGCUGUUGCAAAGUGGAAACAAUCAGCUGGAAUUUGAUGGCAAUGCUGAUGCCGGUGCCGGUGCCGGUGGUGGUGGAUUGGGGAUUGUUGAUCAAGGACAUGGAUUUGAGUCCUUAAGUGGAAUUCCAUGUGGGGUGUCAAGCAUUGGUACUAAUUUGGCUCCUUUUCCUGGUCCUGGGGUUUCAAAUGAUGGGUCUGGUUUCGUUGCUCCUGGUUCUUUUUCUGGGUUGGUCAAUUACAAAAAUGUUGGAUUCGGAAACAACAACAACUCUAGCGUGCAAAGCCCAGUUUUUAGUUCUUCAUCUAACAGUGUAUCACUUCCACUUUCUUUGCCUCCAGGUAUGGUUUAUCAUCAUAAUCAGCAGCAACAAAUCGAGGCCUCGGAGGAGAAGCCGCAUAUACUAGAUCCACAGGUAUUGAUGAACCAGCAACCGUCUCAUAAUCCGCACGCUCAAAAUCCCAACCUUUUCUUGCCACUACCAUUUUCCCAGCAAGAAAAUCGGCCCCUCCAUUCCCAACUCAAGCGCCACAAUUCUGGUGGUAUAGACCCAAUCUCUCAUGUAAUCCCUAAACCACCAUUCUCUGUUCCCGGGCAAGAGUUUUUGCUAAGAAAACACCAACAACAGCAACUGGGGUUUCCACAGGGAGUUCAAUUUCUUCACCAACAACUUCAACAGAAGCCAUUGAUGGUGAAGAAGGAAGAUUUAGGAGUCCAGCAACAGCAACAGCAACAGCAACAGCAUGCUUUGUUGGACCAGCUCUGCAAGGCAGCAGAGUUGGUAGGGACUGGGAACUUCUUACACGCGCAAGGGAUAUUGGCGCGGCUCAAUCAACAGCUCUCCCCCACUGGAAAGCCUUUCCACAGGGCAGCUUUCUACUUCAAGGAGGCUCUUCAAUUGCUCCUUCUCAUGAAUAAUAACUCAGUCACUGCCCCACCGCCUAGGAGCCCCACCCCAUUUGAUGUCAUCUUCAAAAUGAGUGCUUACAAAGUCUUAUCUGAGGUUUCUCCACUUAUCCAAUUUGUCAACUUCACUUGCAAUCAGGCUCUCCUUGAAGCAGUUGAUGAUGCAGAUAGUAUUCACAUAGUGGACUUUGAUAUUGGAUUUGGCGCUCAAUGGGCCUCUUUCAUGCAGGAACUUCCGCGAAAUAGAGGUGUCCGGUCGUUGAAAACCACUGCUUUUGCCUCUCCUUCGACUCACCAUCCUGUUGAACUUGGUCUUAUGCGUGAUAACUUAACUCAAUUUGCUAAUGAGAUUGGUCUGAGUUUUGAACUUGAUGUGAUUAACUUUGAUUCGUUGGAGCAAAACUGUUAUUCUCUUCCCUUUUUCCGAACAAAUGAAAACGAGGCUGUUGUGGUGAAUUUCCCUAUUUGGUGCUCUUCAAAUCAACCAUCUGCAUUACCGUCACUGCUGCGCUUUAUAAAGCAACUUUCACCGAAGAUCGUGGUGUCUUUGGACCGAGGGUGUGACAGAAGUGAUCUUCCGUUCCCACAACAUAUUCUCCAUGCCCUCCAAUCUUAUGUACACCUAUUGGAAUCAUUGGAUGCUGUUAAUGCAACUACGGAUGCAGUGAACAAGAUUGAGAGGUUUUUGCUCCAGCCUAGGAUUGAAAGUACUGUGUUGGGGCGUCUUCGUGCACCAGAAAAGAUGCCAAAUUGGAAGACAAUAUUUGCGUCUGUUGGCUUUUCUCCUGUAACUUUCAGUAACUUCACCGAAACUCAGGCAGAAUGUGUGGUGAAGAGGACUCCAGUGAGGGGAUUUCAUGUGGAGAAGCGGCAGGCAUUGCUUGUGCUUUGUUGGCAGCGUAGAGAGCUUAUGUCAGCUUCAGCAUGGAGAUGCUGAGCAGUAACAUUAUGACAAGCAAGGAGAUUUCCCAUGUAUCUAGGUUGAGCCCAUUUCCUUCUUGUUGCGAUGCCCUGAAUUUUAGUCUGUUCUGUCAAUUUUGAUAAUGGUGUAGCGAAGGUCUGAAGCAGCGAAGGACCUUGCACAGCAGGAUCAUACACCACUUAUCUAUCCUUUCAGUGAAUCAAUAUAUAUACUCUGGUGUUGUUUAGUUCAUGAUGCAACUUAAUGAAAUACACUUUAUGGCUGCCUUGGAUGCUUUUGAAAUCA